Molecule: messenger RNA, 5184 nt
Organism: Monascus purpureus
Lineage: Eukaryota; Fungi; Ascomycota; Eurotiomycetes; Eurotiales; Aspergillaceae
Source: the annotation of a GenBank genome assembly
AUGUCUCAAUCCGGUCCCUCUUCUCGCCCCUUUGAGGAGUCCUCGAGGGCUCCGGCCACCUCGCCUCCGUCAAGGCGGAAGACUAGCAAGAAUCGAAAGGCCACCCAAGAACGCCUUUCCACAGCACAAUCCCCUCCUGCGCGUAGACAGAAGAAGCGAGCCGUGAAGACUGCUGAUCGAGACUUGGCGAUGAAGGAAGCGGAAGAGGACUUUGGGGAGCCAGAUCAUAGUGAAGAGCGGCAUUCCUCGCCACCAAGCGAGAGCAACGAUGGCACAAAUCAUUCUGCACUGGACGAAGAUGACGGUGACCCAUUCCAGAACAGCUUAUUUGGGUCACGAAGCCCGCUGGGACUUCAGAGCACUCUCCGUGCACUCAGUGGCAUGAUGUCCGGAAUGUCUUCACGGCUCCGAGACAUUCUCAAUCACUUGAGAAUGAGAGACGAUCCGUCCAUCCAACUGAUAGCACUGCAGGAGCUGUCAGAUCUCCUGCUGGUAUCGAACGAGGACAAUUUGUCCGGCCAGUUCUCGCCUGACCCAUACGUGAAGGAGCUGGUUGCUUUGAUGCAACCGGAUGACAUAGGCGAAGAGAAUCCCGAAAUCAUGCUUCUUGCCUGUCGCUGUUUGGCAAAUUUAAUGGAGGCCUUGCGUGGCUCGGUAGCCAAUGUCGUCUACGGAGGCGCUGUGCCUAUACUGUGCCAAAAGCUCCUCGAUAUUCAGUUUAUUGAUUUGGCAGAACAAGCACUGAGUACGCUUGCGAAGAUUUCGGUGGAUUUCCCAGCGUCCAUUGUCCGAGAGGGCGGCCUGACGGCUUGCUUAACGUAUCUUGACUUUUUCCCGACCAGUACGCAGCGGACUGCGGUUACUACCGCCGCUAAUUGCUGUCGCAAUCUCCCUCAUGACUCUUUUCCGGUCGUUCGUGAUGUAAUGCCGAUCCUUCUUAAUGUUCUUUCCGGCAGUGACCCGAAAGUCGUUGAACAGGGCUGUUUGUGCGUUUCCAGGAUAGUUGAGAGUUUCAAACAUCGGCCAGAGAAGCUUGAAGAGCUCAUUGAACCGGCAAUGCUGAAGGCAAUUCUCCGUUUACUGUCACCGGGCACUACGAAUCUCAUUGGUCCGCAUAUCCACACCCAGUUCCUUCGCGUCCUCACUAUCGUAUCUAGAGCGAGCCCCCGUUUAUCAGUUGAACUGCUCAAAAUGGAUGUAGUUGAUACUCUCUAUCAAAUCUUGACCGGAGUUUCUCCUCCAGAGGACCUGGAACACACGACCGUUAAGAUGGACAGUGUCCUGGUGAUGCAAGCAUUAAUCCAUCGCCCCAAGGAACAGGUUUUCGAAACGCUGAAUGUGAUCUGUGAGCUCCUGCCGGGUGUCCCAGGCCGAGAGGAUUCCGAGACCAAUGGGCUAUGUGCUUAUCUCGACAGUGGCUUGGCCUUUGGCGCGAAGUCUAGCAAGGCGAGAGAGCUGGUUGAGAACAGGCGCGCUCUAUUGAUGGGUUGCAAGACCGAGCUCAAGCGUUUCGCCAUGAUUUUAUUGCCUACUCUCACCGACGCUUAUUCUAGUACCGUCAAUUUAAACGUCCGACAGAGAGUUCUCAUUGCGCAGUUGAAGAUGCUACACAAUGUCGAACCGGCUGUGAUAGAGGAUGCCCUCCGUGCUGUCCCAUAUGCGUCUUUUCUCGCGGCGAUUCUCUCUCAGAAAGACCAUCCUUCGUUGGUGUCUUUGGCCCUACGGUGCGCAGAGCUGCUGUUUCAACGACUUGAGAAUGUCUAUCAAUAUCAAUUCCAUCGAGAGGGGGUGAUUUCCGAGAUUAUGAAAUUGGCAGAAGAACCCCUGUCGAACGAACCAUCCAUCGAUUCCAUGGACACUUCGAGUGACGCAGUCCGUGGCCCUAAGUCCACCCACUCCGGCUUUCACAAUAGGAGUAGCGACUCUCCAGAAGCCGAGGAUGACGCCGAUGACUUCGAUGGGGUGGAUGAAGCGGACGGCCAAGACGACGAAACCGACGAGAAUGAUGAUAUGUCGGAAUCGGAAAGUUCAUCGUCUUUCUCUGAUCAACGUGCUGUGACCAAUAUAAACGAUGCUAUCAAUGAUCUGGCUAUUCGUGAUGCUCGUGCUUUCCUCAAAGUUUAUGAAACGAGUGAUGGCAAGAACAUGCGAAGCAAGGCUCUGGGGAUUCUUACGAAACUACAGACCCUCGCUGCGGAUAUUGAUGCGUGUUACUUGGCUGAUGGGGGCGGUGAUGGCCUCGCACUCGUCAAAGAAUUGGCUUCAUACUUCGAUGGAGAUGCUUUGGAAAGUAUUACCAGCUCCGAGCUACUAAACUCAGGUGUCGUUCGGGUGCUUUUGGAGGUGUUCGGCGACUUCAAGGCCCCAUCCAUGCGGGACGCUCGCACCGCAUUCUUGCAGGCAUUCAUGGGAUCCGGCAUAUCGGAGAAAGCUCAGCGGCAGAGUACCGCAACCACCCCCUUCAGUGUCCUAAUCCAAAAACUGCAGGACUUGCUCAGCCGGACUGAACACUUCGAAGUGCUAACCGUCAGCCACAACUCGCUGGAGAAUACACGCAGCAACGCCGCGCACAUGCUUGGAAAGCAACUCAGACUCAAACUUUUAGCGGAUGACGAUUCUGAUAUCCCUCGUCCCUAUAGAAAUAUCAUAGUUUCUAUUCAUGCCAUCGCCACUUUCAAGUCUCUCGAUGACUUCCUUCACCCGAGGAUCAGCUUGUCGGACCGUCCGAGAGUCCCUCGCAAUCGGGACUCGCUACUUUCUCAGAUCGCAAACGCCGCACGCCUCCGGGAUUACUCGGCUGCUGGAAAUGACUUGUUCAGCAGCGAUACGCCAAACCAAUCACGACCACCUGCAAGCGCCAAUACGUCUACCCGUCAGGGUGACACGGGACCUAGUGGAGCUAACGACUCUCGACUCUCGCAGAAUUUGUCUCCGGCUGAAGGUCAUAACCAUCAGUCACGUCCCAGAAGAUACGUGCGACGUCACCACCGCCAAGAAGAGGAAAGUGGCAAUGAUGAUGAGCCGCUAGAAUGCGCUGACGAAAGGCAUUUAAGCGAGGAUGACAACAUGGAUGAGAACGAGGACGCUGACGACGACGAGGAACUGAAUGCUAUUGUGGACGAUUUGGAGGAUGAUCUUUCGGAUGACAAUGCCCCAGAUCCGACCGCCGUCAAUAUGGAGGUCGCUUCCACUGGCAAGGUAACGGCUCGGAAAGAAGAUGGAACUCGCGUGGCUACUCCGUCUCAGUCUACACCGGUAUCCAAGUCAUCAUCGGCCCUGAACUCAGUAUUAAAUUCGACUGGUAGUGGCUCAUUGGCGAUGGCCGGCCGCCCGUUCUCCUAUGCUGCUGCCAUGGCGUCACCUUCGCAAGAUUGGCACAUCGAGUUCAGCAUUGAUGGCAAGCCAAUUUCUAACGAAACGACUGUCUACCGUGCUGUAUAUCAUAAUCGUGAACAUGUGGACAAGGACGUAUGGUCAUCUGUACACACUGUGAAGUUCAGACGUGUCCCCGGGCCACCGCCUCCGGAAUCGUCAAUAUCUGCCUCGGGUUCUCCAAACUCCUGUGAAGGUGACAGUGGGGACAUGCCAUUGUCGUUAAGCAAGGAGUCUGCAACGGCUACAAUCCUCCGGCUGCUUAAAGUCCUGCACGUAAUGAACGCGACAAUUGACGAUAUUUUGGCGGAGAAUAAGGAGUUGUCCGGGAUUACUCCAGAACCGCUGUCCCAAUUCAUCAAUACGAAACUGACGGCCAAACUCAACCGUCAGCUGGAGGAGCCACUGAUUGUUGCUAGUAAUUGCCUUCCUAGCUGGAGUGAGGAUCUUGCCCGACUGUUCCCCUUCUUGUUCCCAUUUGAAACACGGCAUUUGUUCCUACGCUCGACUGCUUUCGGUUAUUCACGUGCAAUGAUGAGGUGGCAGAGCUCUCAAAAUGGGGACGAUCGUCGCGAUCUACGCCGUGAUGAUCGUCCAUUCCUGGGUCGUCUCCAGAGGCAGAAGGUGCGCAUCUCCAGAACACGCAUCUUGGAGUCUGCUAUGAAGGUUAUGGAAUUGUACGGUUCCUCACCUAGUAUCCUUGAAGUCGAGUAUUUUGAAGAAGUUGGCACGGGUCUGGGACCUACACUUGAGUUUUAUUCCACGGUCUCCAAAGAGUUCUCAAAGAAGAAGCUCAAGAUUUGGCGGGAAAGCAAUGAAGACGCUGGCAAUGAGUUUGCCUUCGGCAAGCGUGGCUUGUUCCCCGCUCCUAUGAGCGAUGCACAAGCAGCUCAGGAAUCUGGGAAAAAACAGCUACAACUGUUCAAGGUCCUAGGCAAAUUUGUAGCACGGUCGAUGCUGGAUUCCCGAAUCAUUGAUAUCUCCUUCAAUCCAACCUUUUUCCGCAUCGCAGAUAGCUCAUCUUCCGUGACUCCAUCACUCGGUACAGUCAAGUCAGUGGAUGAAGGUCUCGCAAACUCCCUCCUGUUCUUGCAGCGCUUUGCAAAUGCCAAGAAGGCCGCUGAUGGCAAGAAGACGCUUUCGCCUGCUCAGAAAUGGCAAGCGCUUCGUGAUAUUGAAGUGGGUGGUGUUAGGGUAGAGGAUUUGAGUCUGGACUUUACUUUACCCGGCUACCCUGCCAUCGAACUGACAGAAAAUGGCUCGAACGUGCCCGUGACGAUUGAGAAUGUGGAUCUGUAUAUCGACCGCGUCGUUGAUCUGACUCUGGGUAGCGGCGUUCGACGCCAAGUCGAAGCCUUCCGACAGGGAUUCUCGCAAGUGUUUUCCUACUCAGCUCUUCGGGCUUUCACGCCCAACGAACUGGUUAUGCUAUUUGGGCGUGCUGAGGAGGACUGGUCUAUUGAGACUCUGAUGGACUCAAUCAAGGCCGAUCACGGUUUCAAUAUGGAUAGUCGGAGCGUACGGAACCUACUCCAAACGAUGAGCGAGUUGAACGUGCAACAACGUCGGGAUUUCCUUCAGUUUGUUACUGGAAGUCCGAAACUCCCAAUUGGAGGGUUCAAGAGCCUGAUGCCCAUAUUUACGGUUGUGUGCCGUCCAAGCGAGCCGCCAUAUACACCAGAUGAUUAUCUUCCUAGUGUUAUGACCUGCGUGAAUUACCUCAAACUGCCAGACUACAGCAGCCUCGAUGUCCUCCGCGAGCGGUUAGCCGUAGCGAUCAAAGAGGGUCAGGGCGCAUUCCAUUUGUCCUGA